UUGGUUUGUGGUUUUCAGGUUCGUGAGUGCGAGACUCUCAUUCAGGAAUUAAAGGAAGAUGUCGAAUCUGAACGUAAGGCUCGCGAAAAGGCGGAGGAGGCCAAACGGGACCUUACAGAAGAACUCGAGUCCAUGCGCCUUGAGCUCAUCGACAGUGGCUCGAACAGUGUAGCCCAGACAGAGACUCUGCGCAAAUACGAGGGCGAGCUGUCCAGCUUGCGUCGUCAACUGGAUUCACAAACUGCGUGA
This is a messenger RNA of Echinostoma caproni, 249 nucleotides long. Lineage: Eukaryota; Metazoa; Platyhelminthes; Trematoda; Plagiorchiida; Echinostomatidae. The record is from the annotation of a GenBank genome assembly.